Messenger RNA from Penicillium manginii, 990 nucleotides. RefSeq lists its product as uncharacterized. The coding region runs from base 1 to 990 and encodes 329 amino acids. The record is from RefSeq and is a predicted model, not a curated record. Lineage: Eukaryota; Fungi; Ascomycota; Eurotiomycetes; Eurotiales; Aspergillaceae. The transcript has 5 exons.
AUGCCGAUUCAAAUUUAUGGCGUCACACUCUUGGCCGUCUUCGCCAUUGCCGGUGUCAUCCUCGUUACAGUGAGCGUCAUCUACGGAAUCGGCACCCAUGACAAUGUUCUCUCCGAGAACGAUAUCAUUCAAGCUCUCAAAUGGGGUUGGAUAAACCAAUUGCUCGGCCUUUUCGCAACUUCCUUCGGAAAAAUGGCGAUCGUCGCCUUUCUACAGCAGAUCCAUGGCCCGGAACAUCGCGAACGGGUCAUUGUGCUGUGGUUCCUCGCUAUUAGCAAUCUAGUCGUUAAUGCUAUCACGGUCGGCAUGGUUUUAACACAGUGUACACCCCUAGAGAAGCUAUGGGACUUUUCUGUGCCGGGUGCUUGUGAUGGGCUAGAUCGCAAUGAACACAUCGCGUAUUUUCAAGGAAGCUGGUCUGCCCUCUGUGAUCUACUUCUGGCUCUAUACCCCAUCGUCUUUCUAUGGACUGUGAAACUUGAAAUGCGAGUCAAAAUCGGUCUUUGUGUCUUGAUGGGAGUGGGUGUGAUUGCCUGUGUAUGCUCAAUCCUAAAGACGACGUUGGGACUGACAGCCCUGGGAAAUGGAGAGGAUUUGACCUACAAUCUUGCCCGUCUAAUCAUCUGGAACGAAACCGAAAAAUGGGCCGUUAUUAUUGUCGCUUGUAUACCACCAAUCCGGCCCCUUUUCAUCUCAUUGUUCCGCAAAGUCACAACUUCUACCAAAUCAAGAUCAGCCCAAACGAACGGAAAUGGCAGGUCGCAAGAGUUGCACUCCUUCUCGCAAGGGUCCAAGAGCGCCCCUCGUGUGCGUCAUAUGUCACCCGCACUGUCUAGGGCCAAGGAAAGUGAGGAAAAUAUACUCGCCAUGGAAGAUGGUGCGAUUAUAAAGACCACUGAUAUUAGUUUGACUUAUGAGAAUGGCGAAGCCCAUCAUGAACCUUCACCUUCCGAGCAUGACGGAUGCGUUUUGCCCUCCGAACGGAUAUAG